This is a messenger RNA of Porites evermanni, 2737 nucleotides long. The record is from the annotation of a GenBank genome assembly. Lineage: Eukaryota; Metazoa; Cnidaria; Anthozoa; Scleractinia; Poritidae.
AUGAUUUUGACGAUGAGGGAGAAAUCUGAUGCAUCGGGCAAGAAAGAUUCAGACGAUUCUAAUUCAAAUAACACGUCAGUUUCUUGUCUGCAAACGUCGGAGAUUAGGUAUAAGGCUUAUUACUUCUUAUUUUAUGGCGCCAUUGGCAGCUCUGUCCCAUAUCUAGCCUUAUACUUUAAACAACUCGGCCUCAGUGCAGCACAAGCCGGUUUACUCAAAGGAAUAAGACUCUUCUCCUUAUUUAUUGGUGCGCCUAUGUGGGGAACGAUCGGAGACAAGUAUAAAAUACGAAAAAUUAUUUUGUUCUUAUCAUUGCUUUCAUAUUCCGCCGGAACAUUGCUCUUAUUAGCAGUUAAACCACAAAAUCAGCAGUGCAUCGAAACAGGAGCAAACAGAACUGUGAUACAUCCACUACGCUUUCCUCCUGGGGGUGGAAUAGUAUCAAGUGGCGAGUCCUCGGCAUCCAUGGCCAUUGAUAGUCAAUCUCCACAACGGCUGAACAACAUCAGCCACGUAACAAUAUUUACUCGUGAGGUGGACAAGUCCGAAAUUGGUAAAAUCUUUAUGACUUUUUUGAGUAUACUAUUCGCAUGCCAGAUUCUGGGUUCCGUUGUUUACACCAUGCCUGAUGCUUUGGUCGUAGGCUUCCUACAAGAAAAUACGAACAAGUUCGGGCAUCUUCGAAUGUGGGGCGAAGUUGGUAUCGCCAGUGGCUCAUUUUUGGUUGGAGGAGUCAUCAGCUUAUACGAAUCGGAGGUUUGCGGUGAGACCGUCAAGAACGAUCACAUUUCAUUUUAUUUCUUUGUUGGAUUCGUCACUCUUUCCUUAGUUACCAUAGUUUUCAUAGAAGCAAAAUAUUCAGAUGACGAAACAUCGUCUAGGUCUAGUAUUUGGCCACUUGUAAAGGAGCUUCUACUCUGUCAUAAUGUAAUUUUCGUUACCUUAGCCUUCUAUUUGGGUAUGCUUAUGGGUUUGCAAGGUAACUUUGGUUUGUGGUAUCUGGAUGACCUCGGUGCAGAGCCCUAUAUGCUGGGGAUGGCUGAUAGUUUUCGUUACUCUUUGCCAAUUCUUGGAUAUUUUACCUCUGGGAUGAUCAUCAAUAAGAUUGGUCUUGCAGCGACUCUCGCUGUCUGCUUAGCAUUUUAUGUGGCUGUUUAUAUGGGACUAGCGUUUGUACUCAAUCCCUGGAUAGGGGUGGUGCUCCACAGCUCUCACGGAACCAUAUAUGGGCUUGCCUGGUCAGCCUGUGUUGUUUUUGGUGCUUCGGUAUCUUUAAAAGUUGGAUUCCAUUCAGUUCUUCAAGGUACGUGAUCUACUUGAAAGUGGUUUUCAAUAAAAUGUCGCCGGGUUUUCUUUUACACGUUCUUUGGCCAAUCAUCAAAGAACGACAUUGACAGAUUAAAUAUAUUGUGCGUUCCAAUGUUUUCAUCAAUGAUACACUGAUACCAGGAGGGUUUACACUAAGCUCCAAAGCUUAAGUUAGUACUCAGUAAAGCGCUUCAUGUGAACCAAGCUGUUUGCACCAGCUUAAUAAUAGGCUCAACGUACAGCCGUUUGAGGGAAUCUGGUUUGCUGACCCUCCGCGAAGGAACGCAGGCGUACUAAACCGCGGCUGGUAUGCAAGCAUACUUAGGAAAGAAGAAUUAAAAUAAGGGAUUUUCAUCAGGUGGCUUGUAAACUUGAUUCCACUAUAGCGUAUUGUAAAACAAGGUUAACAUUUUCGUUUAGGCGAAAGGACCUCAGAAACCUCAUUUAUGGUGCUGAAUUGCACAAGCAAAUUAUCCAGUAUAUUUUCGUAUUGGACGCAUUCGCAGAAUAAUGUCACAUUAGAGGGUUACGUUAAGUCCCGUGCAAACCGACGCAACAUUGUUGGCGACACUGACUCUGAAUAUUGUUGGAUAUUACACGUUGCGUCCGUUUGCACACCCUGUUAGAUUUUGUUGGAGGCUGUUGCGCAAAAGUUUGAAACCGGUCAAACUUUUAGCUACGUGCAAAUUAACCGGCGCAACAACUUCCAACAAUGCUGCUUCCGUUUGCGCAGGGCUUUAGUUUGAUUGGAAGGGGCGCUGACAUCUCUUUCUUUUUUUUUUCCUGCAGGAAUUCUUGGAGGAAUUCACUGGGGACUCGGCUUUGGCUCAGGGGUAGUUGUCAGCGGUGUCGUUAUAAACGCGGUCGGCGUUCCGAAGACUUAUUUUAUUUUCUCUUUGGACUCCCUUGCUAGUCUGGCUGUGUUUUUAAUUGCGAAUUGGGUGAUAAAGUUUAAAAAAGACCCUGAUGAAACUGGGUAUAAACUGAUAGAUACAAAAGAGCAGGAUGAUCAGUAAAUUGCAAACAAUUAGAGAUUAGACUGCUAGCAUGCAGGCGCUUCACGGUCAGUCAAAAGGGCAUGGUUUUCAUGGAGAAAACUUGCGUAAAGAGAAAAAGCCUGAAGACAAGAUCCUCUCUUGCUGAAGGUCAGGAGCCUUAAUUAGCCUUUUAACAAGAACUUGCUUGACUUGCAAGUCGGGCCUCGAAAGCCGAGAGCAAAGCGAAAGAAAAACAUUAACCAUGCACGAAAAGAGUUGCUUUAGGUCGCAGAAAAAAAGAUUUCCACUUUGCCCAUCCCGUUUAACUUUCUGUUGCGGCCAAGGACUAACAUAAAGUGCACAGGAAAACCGGAGAGUAUCUGAGCAGUCCCACAAAAGUUGUGUGUUUUUAGAACGUGGAGAAUUAGUUUUGUACUUUGUACAUAUGGGUC